AAAACACAGGAAGAGCCCAACUAGGAUUUGGGUGUUAUAUAUAGAAGCGAAGGGAAAACACCAUUUCAUAACCACAAAAGCAAAAAGAGAGAGAGAUUUUAAGAAAGAAGAGAAGAGUGAAAAAAUGGGUGGUUGGGCUAUAGCGGUGCACGGCGGCGCUGGUGUGGACCCAAAUCUCCCAGCGGAGCGUCAAGAAGAAGCCAAACAACUCAUAACUCACUGCCUUAACAUUGGCAUCUCUGCUCUUCGCUCUUCUCUUCCUGCCAUUGAUGUCGUUGAACUCGUCGUGAGGGAACUGGAAACCGAUCCUAUAUUCAAUUCAGGCCGUGGAUCAGCGUUAACCGCGAAUGGAACAGUGGAAAUGGAGGCGAGCAUCAUGGACGGCGACGGGAGACGAUGCGGUGCCGUUUCGGGUAUCACCACCGUGAAAAACCCAAUCUCUCUUGCUCGCCUCGUCAUGGAAAAGUCCCCUCAUUCCUACCUCGCUUUCUCCGGCGCCGAAGAAUUCGCCAAACAACAGGGUGUGGAGAUGGUGGACAAUGAUUAUUUCAUCACCGAAGACAACGUCGGAAUGCUGAAACUAGCGAAAGAGGCCAAUACCAUUCUGUACGAUUACAGAAUUCCAGCCGUGGGAUUGGAAUCCUGUGCGGCGGCUGUGGAGAGCCCAAUUCACAUGAAUGGGCUACCAAUAAGCGUAUACGCGCCGGAGACAGUUGGAUGUGUGGUGGUGGACAGCCAAGGUAGGUGCGCCGCCGCCACAUCAACCGGUGGUCUGAUGAACAAAAUGACCGGUCGUAUCGGCGACUCGCCGCUGAUUGGUGCUGGGACCUACGCAGGUGAACUUUGUGGGGUCUCUUGUACAGGUGAAGGAGAGGCCAUCAUACGUGGAACCCUAGCACGUGACGUGGCAGCUGUUAUGGAAUACAAGGAAUUGGGCCUACAAGAUGCAGUGGACUAUGUUAUUAAGAAAAGACUAGAUAAAGGUUUUGCUGGGCUUAUUGCUGUGUCAAAUAAAGGAGAAGUGGCCUAUGGGUUUAAUUGUAAUGGAAUGUUUAGAGGCUGUGCUACUGAAGAUGGAUUUAUUGAAGUUGGUAUUUGGGAAUAGAGAGAUCUUUAAUUUAGGGUGGUAUUACUUUUAUCAAGUAAUGAAUGAAUGAACUUUGAUUUGGUUGUUCAUGUAGUAAUGCAUAAUAAAUCAUUUUGCUUAUUAGAAACAAUAAUUUAGUUUAAAUGAUCGGGCAUCUUGAUUAUGGAAGUGCUUAUGUUUUCCUCAAAGUGUUGUACUUCCGCUUUGAAAUGAUGGAUGCACUGGAAUUAUUAUCUUAUAAUAUAAAUGGAGCUUGAUUUCCUAUUG
Nicotiana attenuata is the source of this 1354-nucleotide messenger RNA. RefSeq names its product probable isoaspartyl peptidase/L-asparaginase 2. The coding region runs from base 125 to 1105 and encodes 326 amino acids. The transcript has 4 exons. Gene Ontology annotation, molecular function: hydrolase activity. NCBI's taxonomy places the organism in Eukaryota, Viridiplantae, Streptophyta, Magnoliopsida, Solanales, Solanaceae. The record is from RefSeq and is a predicted model, not a curated record.